This is a messenger RNA of Ricinus communis (castor bean), 2322 nucleotides long. RefSeq names its product la-related protein 6B. Gene Ontology annotation, molecular function: mRNA binding. The coding region runs from base 310 to 1926 and encodes 538 amino acids. Gene Ontology annotation, biological process: RNA processing. NCBI's taxonomy places the organism in Eukaryota, Viridiplantae, Streptophyta, Magnoliopsida, Malpighiales, Euphorbiaceae. The transcript has 10 exons. Gene Ontology annotation, cellular component: nucleus. The record is from RefSeq and is a predicted model, not a curated record.
CAGCACCGCCACAAACAAAUGAGCUGAGCCCAGUGUAAGGAGUAAAUACAGUAAUUGAGAAAGGUAAUAAGUAUAAAUAGGAGGGUGUGAUCCUCUUCUGAAACCGAGAAAUCCUCUCCAUUUGUCUCUUCGCCCUCUCCAGGGCCCUCACUUGCUCAAGCCUCAAUCUUUACCCUGCUACUUGCAAAACCCUAGAUCCCAAAUAUCAUAUAAUCUGUAAAGAAAACAACAGAAAUAAAUUUAUCCAAAAAUAUUUGAUUGUUAUCAAAGUGGUUAUAAUUAUAGUAAAGUUAAAAAAAAAAAAAAAUUAUGGCAGCUCAAGAACAAGAAGUGGAAUCUCCAUCAUCGGAAACCCUAGAUCAAUCUCAAUCUUCGUCUUCUUCUACUUCUUCUUCGUCAGAUCCAUCGCUUUCUCGAAAUGUGUCUUUUAGUAAACUCAACGCGCAGGCGCCUGAGUUUGUCCCCACGCGCCCCUCUAGUCAUCAACAGCAACAGCAACAGCAACAACCUCCUCCUCCUACUGCUAGUCUUAAUCGCCUCACCGUGAUCCCUCCUCCGCCUCCUCCUCCGGCGAUGAUGCAUAUCUAUCCUCCUCCGUCGCCUUUCCAUGUUCCGAUUCAUAGUCCUGUACCCGUAUCUCACGUGAUCCCGGUCCACAAUCACCAUCCACAUCAUCCCCAUCAGCAUAGCAAUAAUCCUAACCACAACCACCACCACCACCAGCAUCAUAAUCAGCAGUACGUUCCUGUUCGGAAUCAUAAUCAGAAUAGUAGUCAAUAUGUGCCGCUUCAGUAUCAUGGGAAUCAGAACCAUCAUUAUGUGAAGAAAGGGCAAUUAGAGGAAGAGGUAGAGAAGAAGGAAGUAGCAUCGUCAGAUCAUAUGUCUAAAAAUGAUAGAAACGGAAACGAUGAGCCUAUGCAGAAGCUUUUGAAUCAAGUGGAGUAUUAUUUCAGUGAUUUAAAUUUGGCGACUACUGAUCAUUUGAUGAGGUUUAUUAACAAGGAUCCUGAUGGAUAUGUUCCAAUAUCUGUUGUUGCUUCCUUUAAGAAGGUCAAAGCUGCCAUAAACAGUAAUUCUCAUCUUGCUUCCAUUCUGCGGAACUCUGCAAAGCUUGUAGUUAGUGAAGAUGGAAAGAAGGUCAGACGGCAAAAUCCCUUAACUGAGUUGGAUGUUGAAGAGUUGCAAUCUCGCAUAGUUGUGGCUGAAAAUUUACCUGAAGAUCAUUGUCAUCAAAACCUUAUGAAGAUUUUUUCAGCAGUUGGAAGUGUGAAGACAAUUCGUACGUGUCCCCCUCAAACUUCUGGUGGUGGAGCCUCUUCAGCAUCCAGAUCAGCAAAAGGCGAGGGAAUGCAUUUCAGUAACAAGUAUUGUGAUGCACAUCUAAAGUUCUUCGUUUAUACUAUGCAGUUGCAUGCAUUUGUGGAAUACGAGUCUGUUGAAAUAGCUGAGAAAGCAGUAGCCGAGCUAAAUGAUGAGCAGAAUUGGAGGAGUGGUCUUAGGGUUAGGUUAAUGCUAAAACGUGCGUCGAAACCAACUCAAGCACGAGGAAAGAAGGGGCAUGAUGGCCAAGGGCAUUCUGAGGAAGAAGAGGUUUCUACUUCUGAGCAACCACCGAAUGAAAAACAGAUUGAAGAUCCUUCCCAACAAUAUGAUGGUCAUUCGCAUGAGCAUUCUGGAGAGGAUCACGUAAACGAAAAGGAUGGCGCACAGAGAAAAGGGCGUAACAGAGGUCGGGGCAAGGGACGUGGGCGGGGUCAGUACCACCAUAAUAACCGUGGGAACCAUGUGGGAACUCCCCCUUCAAAUAAUCUGAUUAUUAACGAGCAGCCAUCCAUGGCAAAGCAACCUCCAGGGCCUCGAAUGCCGGAUGGCACUAAAGGAUUUGCUAUGGGUAGGGGGAAGCCAGUUGCUGUUAAUAUUGCAUGAUUUAUGUUGUCAGACAGUUGCUGUUAAUAUGCAUGAUUUUAUGCUUUCUAAGAUAAAAGAUUUUAUUCUCACAAGUGGGGCGGGAGAAUGAAUUCUUGUGUCAAAUGGUAUUGAUGGCAGGUUUUACAAAGGGCUGUCAAUCUGAAGUAGUUAUUAUGAGGGUCGGGUCGGGUCGGGUCAAAUUAGGCGUGAGGGUCAAGUAUUUUAUGUCUUGGUAUUUUUGUAAGGAUGAUGAAGCACAAAUGGUUUUCUUAUUUUUAAUUACUUUGUUUUAGCUGUAUGAUGUAGAAACCAGAAGGAUUAAAACCCUUUGGAGGGGGAAGUCAGCAAUACUUAUAGUUAAAUGUGAGCCAGACUAUUGACAUCACAAAUAAAAACUUUAGUCAAUUGCAUCUC